Molecule: messenger RNA, 423 nt
Organism: Phytophthora infestans T30-4
Lineage: Eukaryota; Oomycota; Peronosporomycetes; Peronosporales; Peronosporaceae
Exons: 2
Coding region: 1-423 (140 amino acids)
Source: RefSeq, a predicted model, not a curated record
AUGGCCGUUGCAGAGCGCUUUCGAGUGGCUGUAUCACAGGAUGGAAUUCGACUAGCGCUAACUCUAUUAGCAGAAUGUGACGCUGAUCUUCACCAAGCACGACAAAAGCUGGUGAAAGGAUGGAGCAUGGAGCGAAAGUCUGAGGACCUCACAGCUAUUUUCCGGCGGUGGUUUCCGCUAUACAAACCCAAUGGAAGACGAAAGGAUGGCGAAGAGGAAGAAGCGCGUGCUGUGUUCUUCGAUACUGCGAUGGCGACUUGGCUGCAGAUUGCACAAGACUUACGACUCUUUACAGCUCUCAAGAGAUACGAUUCACAGAUAUGGCAGAGACGAGUUUGCCCCUCACCUGCGUCUAUAGGUGAAAUUUGUGUGCACAUUACGUCGCUCGAAGGAUAUCUACGACUACCACACCUCAGUGUGUAA